Messenger RNA from Protopolystoma xenopodis, 390 nucleotides. The record is from the annotation of a GenBank genome assembly. Lineage: Eukaryota; Metazoa; Platyhelminthes; Monogenea; Polystomatidea; Polystomatidae.
UCACCUCUAUCCUCGAGAUCCUCGUUACAAGAAAGCAUAUCUUCAAAGUCUCAUCUUGCCAUCGCCUUUGAUCCUUCCACAUCCUUGGCUCCUGGCAUCGACUAUAGACCUGCUGCCGCAACUGAAAACGCACCUGAAACUCGCCAAAAAGUUUCCUCUCCAGUCAUUACCGCUUCAGAUGACGUCGACGGUAUCCUUUGUUCUACUUCCGAGCCAUCCCAGCUGCUACCGGUCGAUAACAAAUCGGAUGAUCUUUUUCCUCGUGCAUUACAUUAUAUCGCAUGGACAGUUGAAUUUGUGCAUUCAAAUGAUUCUCUUUGGUCGUGGGUACAGUCGCAUGGGGGUUGGGUGAGUUUUAUCCACCUCUUGACUUUUUUCCCCAUUGUCUAA